Messenger RNA from Syzygium oleosum, 1624 nucleotides. Its product is annotated as F-box/kelch-repeat protein At3g06240-like. Bases 1 to 1410 code for a protein of 469 amino acids. The transcript is spliced from 4 exons. Gene Ontology annotation, molecular function: protein binding. The record is from RefSeq and is a predicted model, not a curated record. Lineage: Eukaryota; Viridiplantae; Streptophyta; Magnoliopsida; Myrtales; Myrtaceae.
AUGGAGGUUUUGACAUGGUUUCAUUCCUUUGAGAGUCCUUGUAGAAGAUUCAUAUUGACCAAGAAGAGUGUUAACUUUGGUUUCUUUGACUCUAUCAGUUCCUUCGAAGUUGCAGUUCUGUUCUUAUUUGUUUCCCUUGAGUUGGAAUCUGCAGUUGUGGAAGAGACUCCAGUUGAAGGAUUAAUCCCAUUUUGCACAACUUCCCACAUAAGAGGAUCUGUGGAUCUAUUGAAGGCUUCCAUUUUGUUUUUGUUCGACGGCGACGGCGACGGCGGCCCGAAGCUCCCUCAAGACGUCGUCGCCGAGAUCCUGAAGCGGUUGCCGGUGGAAUCUGUCCUCCGAUGCAGGUGCGUCUGCCGGUCGUGGCGCUCCGCCGUCGACGACCCUGAUUUCGCGGCCCUCCACUUGCGCCACUCCGCUCUCGAUGCCUCCAAUUGGCACACCGCCUGCCUAGAUUGGCGGGAUCCUGUCCAGAACCUGUGCUCUCUGUUCUCCGAGGGGUCUCUCACCCUCCCUCCCCGGUCGCAAAUCGCAAUCCCGUUCGUUACUCCUCCCGACUGUUGCCUGAUCGUCGGUUCGUGCGAUGGUCUGAUCUGCGUCGCGGAAAUUUCCGGCGAUGGCUUUGGUCGGACGAUGUAUCUGUGGAAUCUGUUCACCAGGAAGCACAGGGCGGUUCGACCAUCCGGUCCGGAGCCUCAAAUUUCUUUCAUGGAGACUCCUCAUGAAGCUCUAGGGUUUGGCAUCGACGCUAGGUCGAAUGACUAUAAGAUUGUGAGGAUUCUCUAUGUUUUAGAUGAUAAUGGCCGAUGCUCUGGUGGGACGGAGCCUUGGGUCGAGAUUUAUUCACUCCGCGCAGAUUCGUGGAGAAGCUUGGCGUGUGAGGUUCCUGCUCUCUGUCAAGACGACCGGGCGGUCUUCUUGAAUGGGAAUCUGCACUGGUUUGCUUCCAAGUUCGGUGAUCUGGGGGAGGAGGAGGGUGGGUACGGAUCAAUAGUCUUGUUCGAUGUUGCCGGUGAGGUGUUUGAUGAAAUGGCUCUGCCGCCGGAAGAGAUUUCUCACGCAGACUCUGUCGCUUUGGUGAUGUCUCUGGCAGUUUUAAAUGACUUGCUGGCUGUGUUCAUCAGUUUCAUAAACGCAGCUGUGGAUCCCGAACUGCAUUCCGUUUGUUCUGUUUGGGUUAUGAGGGAGUACGGCGUGCCUCGGUCUUGGACUAAGCUGUAUACUUUCAAGGCUUGUGGAGUAGUAGCAGGAUUUGAUGGCUUCACGAGGAAUGGCGAGCUUCUGAUGGAACUAGAUGGUGGAGAACGAGUUUCUUGGAAUCCAAUUACAAGCCAAUUCACAAAUCUUCCGCUAUGGACGGAAUAUGAUCUGGUCACUAUCGUGGAGAGCCUUGUUUCGCUUGAGAGAUGACUCGGUUGCUUCUACAUUUACCGGUACGACAGAUUGAUUCUGCUUGCAAAAGAAUUGAAAGAGGGAUUUGAAUUUAGAAGAAAUGGUCUUAUACAUAUCCGCUCUGGCCACAAAAUGACGGGUAGAAGAAGUGAGGUGGUGCCCCAUCUGCCAUUGGUACUUCUUGCAAGCUUUAGAAUGCAUAUAUGCAUUUUCACAUUUUGAGUUUUUCUUU